GGGUCCUGCAGCGGCGAGCGCAUCUUGCAGAUGCAAGAUCGCAGAAUAUAAGCAACAUUACUAUUACAUGCGGCAAUGGAUAAAGACUCAAAGGCUAGAUGAGAGAACGAAAUAGUUAUGAAAUCCAAGAGUCCCAGCCUGAACUACUCGGCAUACAACACAUGUUUGUCCGUGCCGUCUAUCCAAGCACGCAGUUGCUGGUCGUUGCCCAGCUCGACCAGCUCGUUGCUCAAGCUUUGUCGGUAUUUGAGCUGGGCAACCUCGCCGCCCAACCGAUGCUGGACCUUGUCCAUGAGCUCCAUAUGCGUGACGCGUGGAUGCACUCGAAUAGCAAUGAGAUCGUCCGCCACGCGGUCGAAUAUUUUGAUCUUCACAAAUGCGGUUUGGGGAUUAGCGGCUGAUAUCGACGGCGAAUUCGCGUUGGCAACGGAGCCUGACCGGGAGCGUGAUGACAUGGAAUUAGAGUGUAGAGAUGAAGAAGAUGGAGACGUCGGCAUCACUGGCCGGUUGUUGUUCGAUGCUUCGGCCCAUCGAGUCGGAGGUGGUGAUAUAGAGUCCGAUCGCCCGUAAGGCUGGUUCUGAGAUGAGUUCGAGCCUGUUCGCCGGUGAUUGUUGGUCAUCGCCUGAACUCGCAGACUGCUGUCGGGGGUCCGCCUGCCGCUCAGUUGACCGUACGGGUUCUGUCCGAAGUUGUCGUCCUCGUAAUCCGAGCCAUCACUGUGCACAGUCUGCCUUUCAUCCACCCGCAGUCUUCCCAAAGAGUCCUGCAACUCAUCGUCGCCGUCUUCCCCAGCAGCUAAGAUUGCUUCGAGUUCGUCAACUCGGGGCGGCAACGCAGUCUCCAUGUCUCCGGGCUUGAUGGCGAGGAACUCUCGCACAAUGGAAUGCUCUAGAACGUAC
Messenger RNA from Mycena citricolor, 900 nucleotides. Lineage: Eukaryota; Fungi; Basidiomycota; Agaricomycetes; Agaricales; Mycenaceae. The record is from the annotation of a GenBank genome assembly.